UGAGUCAGUCAGUCAGUCGCACGCGAAAUUUUCACAACAUCGGUGGGUGCUCUGGCUGUGCUCGCUGCACCCCGAAAAUUUGAAAAUCAAAUCGAACUGCGAAUAAAUACUAGUUUUAGUUAAUGAUACUAGAGAGGCCGGCACAGUGAUAUCAUUAGAGGGCGAUCCGCCCCCUAAGCCUAAUCAUUAAUUCAUUGAUUCCGAAAUUCAUUGAACGCCUAUUUCUUUGUUAUUUUUGAGUGUUCAGUGUGAUCAGUGAUCGAGAAGCGAUCGAUUUCGAUCGAUUUGCGCCGCAAAUUGAGUUGGAGUCGCUGAUGCGUUUGCUCCAAUUCCCGCGCCCCAACAACAACAACAGCAGCAACAAUAAUAAUAUAGACGGGGGAGGAGGUAACCCCUCGAAUCGAUUUCCGCCACAAAAAAAAAAAUACGGAAAAAAUAAACAAAAACAAAAACCAUGCGCGUUCUCAACACUGAGCUGCGCCUGCGCUUUAAAAAUCGCAAACCGCGACCCUUUAAUCGCGCUGCCAGUGCCGAUGAUGCAAUGGACAUGGGACCGGGUUCUGGAAUGGGUAUUGGCGUGGGAGAUCCCGCCAUGCCCUCCUCCAUCGAUCAGCGCCUCAACGGAGCCACCAAUAUGCACGGCAGCAUCAGUUCUCCAUCCACGCCCGGCACCUGUUCGGUCGGUGGAGGCGGCUGCAGCAGCAGCAGCAACAAUAGCAUCAACAGUGGCGGCUACUCCACGGCGUGUACCCCGCCACCGGCAGCGCAUCAUCAACAACAGCAGCAGCACCACAACCACCAGCAGCAGCAGCAGCACCCGCCACCAUCAACACCUGGAAGUCGUGGUGGUGCAGGCGGAGUCCCACCACCGGCACCAUUAAAUCUCAGUGGCAGUGGCCAGAGCGGUUCAUCGGGGCAUAAGAACAGCCUCAAGGGCACCAAAUUGGCGCGACGGGCCCGCUCCUUCAAGGACGACCUGAUCGAAAAGAUCUCCCUGAUGCGGACCACGAACAAUACGCUGGGGCGUUCCCAUUCCCCGCAUAGUCCGCGCACCAAGCACGGUGCCAAGCCGCCGCCCACCACCGAGGAGGUGCAACGAUCCACCCAGACCCUGGAGACGCAUGUCAAGGAUAUUUCCAAUGCCCUCAAGCACUUUCGGGAUGUAAUACUCAAGAAGAAGCUGGAGGUGCUGCCGGGCAAUGGGACGGUGAUUCUGGAGACGAUUGCCAGCAUGUAUUCGGUUAUCCAAACCUACACGCUGAACGAGAACAGUGCCAUUAUGACCUCCGCCACGCAGCAGGUGUACCAGAGCCUGGGCAAACUGAUCAAGCUAUGCGACGAGGUGAUGCUCUCCGAGGAGAGCGGCGAGUGCGCCUCUCUCAGCAAUGAGAAUGUGCGCGAGGUCAUUGAUCUCCUAGAAGAUGCCGUAAGGAAUCUGGUGACAUUGGCCCAAGGCAAGCUGAAGGAGGAUCAGUGCGCCUUCCGCUAUAGUGGCUCUGGCCUGGGCAGCAUAGGAGCUGCAGCAGAGAUAAUGGGAGCUGUCACGGCCUCAUCGGGCGUCGGCGGAGGACCUGGAACUGGCAUUGGUCUGGGCAUGGCCAGCAUGCGUGUCUCGGCAGCUGAAUCAGCGGCAGUGGCACAGCGCACCUCCUUGCCGGACAUUGGUCUAACGCCCAAGGAGCGCGACAGCCUGGAACAGUGCAAUGUGAAUCCCAUGCGUGGCUCCCACAGCACGGAGAGCAUUCUGCGCGAUUCGAGUCCGCCGCCAAAGCCACCGUUACCCAAUAGGGCUAGCAAUCCGCCACCAUUACCGCCAAAGCGACGCAGCCAGCCGGGUGCCCCGGGUACUGGAGGAGGAGGAGGAGGAGGAGUGGGUUCAUCAUCGACAUCCACCUCCACCUCGAAUCAGGCCAGUCCCCAGCCCUAUGCCCAGUCGCACAACAUCAGCCUCAACUCGGAUCUGGACUGCAGCUCCAAUAUCUCGCUGCUGAACUAUGGUGUGGAUAGACUCUCAGUGCGUUCCCGUUCGCCGGAUGAGAACAGCCAGUGCUCAUUUGACUCGGCGCUGAAUCAUUCACGCGAGGAGGAGGAUCAACUGCAGCUACAGCGGCAGGAGACAUUGGAGAGCAAGCUGAUCAGCCACAGUGAGUAUAACCGCCAUGAAACGCCAACGACGACGACAACAACAACAACACCCACUCCCGUGGUGGUUACCCCAAACGAAUCCCUUACGAAAACAGAAACUACAGAAGCUACCGAGGCAAUAACAUCGAAUGCGAAUGCUGGCGGAGCAGGAGCAGGAGCAGUCACUGCCGCAGCAGCAGCAGCAGCACCUACUGGUGGUGGUGGUGUUACAGGUGGUGGAGAAGCCAACACGGAGCUGCGCAAGGCGGCAGCAGCACUCACCAGCAAUCGGCACUCCAAUGAAUCCGGUUUUGUGUCCAUGAAGUCGUUUCGCACCUCCACGCAGAGCGUGUCCAAGCGCUCCUCGGACUACAGCAAGUCCUCCAGCAGCAAUUCGGAGAUUGCCUUUAGCAUCAGCGAAUCGACGGCGGCGACGGCAACUUUGGGGGAAUACCAGCAGAUAAGCCAGUCUGUGUCGCACAGCAGCCGGAGUUGUACCACCACCACCACCACCACAACCACUGGCUAUGCCAGCAGCGGUGACCUAGAACAGAUUCUGGACUCUGAUCUGGCGCCGGCCCUGCCGCCAAAGAGCAAUCAACGGGGUAGCCUAGCUGCCGCCGCCGUCGUAACCGAUGAACUGGAUGAGGGUCAGUCCUCGUCUAGUGGCUGGGCCAGCCAUCGGAGCAGUCAGUCGGAGGUGGCCGAGCUGAGGCAACUGUCCCCGCAGCAGCAGCAGCAGCAUCUCCAUCAUGCCCAGCAGCUGCAGCAGUGGCAGUCCAAGCAUCACAGCCUGAUCGAGGGACCGCGCCUGCAGAUGGCGGGGAGCGGUAGCUGCAGUGCUUUCGAUCAGCGGCAUCUCGAGGAGCCGCCGCCGCUGCCCAUGAAGAAGAAGCACAUUCUGGCCUACAUGGAGAUCUGCUCGGCCUCGACGCGCUCCAUCGAGCAGCAUCGCCACACGAUGCACGCCUACAACCUCAGCCGCAACAUCUCGCACAGCCAGACCAUGAACAUCAUGCCCAUGAGCAAAGAGCUGUCGCCGGAGCUGGAGACACCGCCAGCACUGCCGCCCAAGAACUACAAGCAGCGCAAGGCCAACAGCCUGGCAGCAGGAGGAGGAUCUUCCUCCUCCGCCUCGUCGAAGCCCAUCAUUCUGACCACUAUGACUCCGCCGCCCAGUCCCAAGCCCAUUAUAGUGACCACAACGACCCCGCCACCCACACCUCCAGCCAGUCCCAAGCCAGGAGCAGCAGCAGUAGGAGCAGGUGCAGCAGCCACUGGCAGCAGCAGCGCCGAGAAUGGAUCCACAGGCAGGCCGGAUAGCCGGAUGGCCACGGUCUGUGAGGAGCUCAGCGGCGAGGAGAGCCUGCCAGAGGGAAUGCCCUGGUCUCCGGCGCUAGAUGGCUAUGGUUACUACUGUCACUCCCAUCAGCUGCCCAACGAGGUGGACAAUGUGGGUCAGAUGCCAAUGAAUACGCCCCAGCUGCUAGACGAACAGGUGGUUGAGGAGGCCACCAGUGAGGUGGUAGCCGGCAAUGAGGCUUCCAAACAGCAGCAGCAGCAAGAGGCUGAGGCGGAUCCAGAGGCGGUGGCAGCGGCGGAGCAUGAGGAGAUGCUGAUCAAUAUGCUGGAGGAGGUCAACAUCACACGGUACCUGAUACUCAAGAAGAAGGACGAGGAUGGACCGGAGGUGAAGGGUGGCUACAUAGACGCCCUCAUCGUGCAUGCCAGCCGCGUGCAAAAGGUGGCCGACAAUGCGUUCAGCGAGGCCUUCAUCACCACCUUCCGCACCUUCAUCCAGCCGAUCGACGUGAUCGAGAAGCUGACCCAUCGCUACACAUACUUCUUCUGUCAGGUGCAGGACAACAAGCAGAAGGCCGCCAAGGAGACCUUCUCGCUGCUGGUGCGCGUUGUCAACGAUUUAACGUCGACGGAUCUCACCAGCCAGCUGCUGAGCCUGCUGGUGGAGUUUGUCUAUCAACUGGUCUGCUCCGGCCAGCUGUACUUGGCCAAGCUGCUGCGCAACAAGUUCGUGGAGAAGGUGACCCUGUACAAGGAGCCCAGAUUGCAUGGCGGCGGAGGAGGAGGAGGCGGACUCGAGCUGGAGCUGGGCGGUGGCGGCAGCUCUGCGGGAGUGAGUGGAGGCGGCGGCAGCAGCAGCGGCCUGCUUGAUCUCAAGUCGCUGGAGAUAGCCGAGCAGAUGACCCUGCUGGACGCCGAGCUGUUCCAGAGGAUCGAGAUACCCGAAGUAUUACUAUUUGCCAAAGAUCAGUGCGAGGAGAAGUCGCCCAAUCUCAACAAGUUCACCGAGCACUUCAACAAGAUGUCCUACUGGGCGCGCUCCAAGAUCCUGCGCUUGCAGGACGCCAAGGAGCGGGAGAAGCAUGUGAACAAGUUCAUCAAGAUCAUGAAGCAUCUGCGCAAGAUGAACAACUACAACUCGUAUCUGGCGCUGCUCUCUGCGCUGGAUUCGGGGCCCAUAAGGAGAUUGGAGUGGCAGAAGGGCAUCACGGAGGAGGUGCGCUCCUUUUGCGCCCUCAUCGAUUCCAGUUCCAGUUUUCGGGCCUACCGCCAGGCGCUGGCCGAAACCAAUCCGCCCUGCAUACCCUACAUUGGCCUCGUCCUUCAAGAUCUGACGUUCGUGCAUGUGGGCAACCAGGACUACCUGUCCAAGGGCGUCAUCAACUUCUCCAAGCGCUGGCAGCAGUACAACAUAAUUGUCAACAUGAAACGUUUUAAGAAAUGUGCCUAUCCAUUUCGACGCAACGAGCGCAUAAUACGCUUCUUCGAUAACUUCAAGGACUUUAUGGGCGAGGAGGAGAUGUGGCAGAUAUCCGAGAAGAUCAAGCCCAGGGGACGGCGCCCCGUCAACUACUAAACACCAACUUUAUAUAUACAUCUAUAUAUACAUA
Messenger RNA from Drosophila kikkawai, 5036 nucleotides. RefSeq names its product C3G guanyl-nucleotide exchange factor (gene C3G). The record is from RefSeq and is a predicted model, not a curated record. Gene Ontology annotation, biological process: Ras protein signal transduction; positive regulation of GTPase activity. Gene Ontology annotation, cellular component: plasma membrane. Gene Ontology annotation, molecular function: guanyl-nucleotide exchange factor activity. NCBI's taxonomy places the organism in Eukaryota, Metazoa, Arthropoda, Insecta, Diptera, Drosophilidae.